UUACAUAGGUGCGCCAUGUUGAUUUGGUCUUCUGUAGCAAAAAUAUUACUGAGGAGGCCAUAUUGAGGACACUCUGUAAAACACCGAUUUGAAUAUUCUCGUUUCGUUGUGGAUUUCGACGUUGUUUUAUAAGUUUUGAGAUGAAACAGUUGACAGUUGGCCGCAGAUAAUUGAUUUCCGUGGGUGUGUUUCGAAACUGAUUGGGACGCCGUUUCCAAUGAGUUGAGUGCCUCGCGAUCCAGUUCCUGAAACAACGCAGUGUUUUCGAACGCGAUAGACGGCACACAACACGCCGUUCGAGAGUCAAGAAACUUUACUCAGGAUGGACUUGCGGGGCCAAAGGACCUACCCGAGUCACCACGGGACGUAAUCACUGAUUUCGGACGGAGAAAAAGGCCUCUGAGCAAGCUGUAGUGCCAUAAAAAGAAGCCAGAAUGAUUUGGAGGGUGUUGAUUCUUUUCGCCGUGAUGCAAGCAAUCGCGUGCCACGAGAUCAAAUCCAACAAAACGGUGAUGUGCGAAAUGUUCAGCAAGUCCAAUCAGACGUCGCAGUGCGACGACCCGAGAACAUGCACUAAGCAGGCGCCGUGCCCCAGCUCGGAUCAGGAGCAGCACUGCUUUGCCCUGUGGAAGAUAAACGAGGAAGGUGUCACCUCGGUCGAGAUGAAGGGUUGUUUCCUGCACAACAUGGACUGCGCCAAACAGGUCAAGUGCGUGACCAGCGAGAAAGUGAAGGACGGACUCUUCUUCUGCUGCUGCACCGGCGACUUGUGCAACAGCAAUUUUGAAUAUGUCCCGCCGGUGACUGAGAAACCAACUAUUCAGAUUUUUUCAGCUUCUGAGUAUGAGGCCGAUGACCGUGAGAACGAGAAAGUUUUCUUAAUCGUGAGCGUGAGCCUGUUCACCUUUUCUGCGUUUGCCCUCAUCAUCUUCACUGCCUAUCGCUAUCGAAAGAUGAGAAGUUUCAACCAGUUGCCAACACAUGAUCCAAACCCCAUACCCCCGUCUCCAGCCGCUGGUCUGCGACCAAUCCAGCUCCUGGAAAUCAAAGCCAGAGGAAGGUUUGGCGCUGUUUGGAAGGCCCAGUACAGAAGCGAUGCAGUUGUCGCUGUCAAAAUUUUCCCAAUCCAGGACAAGCUCAGCUGGGUGACAGAGCAGGAAAUCUUCAAGUUGCCGCACAUGGAUCAUGAAAACAUUCUGAGCUUUUACGGAGCGGAGAGGCGCGGUGACAACCUGCAAGCCGAGUUUUGGCUGAUCACAGCGUACCACGAGCGGGGCUCGCUUUGCGAAUUCCUGAAGACAUCAGUGGUGUCCUGGCCGGAGCUGUGCCGCAUCGCUGAGAGCAUGGCGCGCGGCCUGAUGCACCUGCACGAGGAGAUGGCCGGCAGUAGGGAACAGGGGCGCAAGCCAUCUGUUGCUCACCGCGACUUCAAGUCUAAGAACGUGCUGCUGAAAAGCGACCUAACCGCGUGCAUUGCUGACUUUGGGCUGGCGCUCAUCUUCCAGCCAGGCAAGCCGUGCGGCGACACGCACGGCCAGGUCGGCACCCGCCGUUACAUGGCCCCGGAGGUGCUCGAAGGCGCCAUCAACUUCUCCCGCGACGCCUUCCUCCGCAUCGACAUGUAUGCGUGUGGCCUCGUCCUAUGGGAGCUCGUGUCCAGAUGCACUGCGCAGGACGGCCCCAUUCCUGAACACAUGCUGCCGUUCGAGGAGGAGGUUGGUCAGCAUCCUUCGCUUGAAGACAUGCAGGAAGCUGUAGUGCACAAAAAGAUGAGGCCAGCCAUUAGGGAAACUUGGAAACAGCAUUCGGGAUUGGUUGCCCUGAGUGAGACGAUGGAAGAAUGCUGGGACCACGACGCGGAAGCGCGGCUGUCGGCGUCAUGUGUGAUGGAGCGGGUGGCGCAGGAGGCGCGGAUGCUGCCACUUGGCAACAACAACAUCUGCUCGAUAGGUGGCAACCACAUGCAGUUGCAGCAGACGGCCACUCUGAUAGACUGCAAGGAAUCUUCCAUGUAGUGCUUCUGCCGGCGGCAAGCCCGCGUCGUGUGGCGCCACUCGGAGAUUGACGUGUCUGUCUCAGGUGAUGGGAGGACUAUGGAGCUGCCAUAUUUGAAAGACGAUUUCAUCUAAAGUUCCGGCCCAACACAGGGUUUACUCCAUUACUCUUUGUUGAUUGUAUUUGCAGGUAUCAACCAGUGUCUUGGUUGCAUUAUAGACUUCCUAGGUUUUUAUUUUUGUAUCCUCAGGUUUGUCCGUAACGUGAAUAUUUUUUUUUCAUUUGUAUCCGUGAGAAAAGACAGUCUUAGUUACUUACACUCAGUUAUGCACAAGAUGACGAAUGUCACGAUUGAUUUUUGUGUGUGGUGAACCACAGGAAUCCAUUGAUUGGGCUGCAUGAUCGCAUCAGAUUCAAGUGUACCUAAUUAACUGUAAAUUAGUGUCAUUGUGCAUUUGACGUCCUGGACAUCGAUCGAUUCGUUUCUCACUGAUUUCAUUGUCCAAUCCAAUCUGCCAUUAUGAUAGUUUCAAAGCGUAUUAAUUUUAUUAUCGAUUGGAAUCUUCUUUUUUCACUGCCAUUGUAAAUCGUAGCACACAUUAUACACUCUCUCCCAUGGAAGAAAUUAAUUUUCCUCAGACCCACAUCCGCGUUUCGACCCCUUAUCUUUUUUUAUAUUUUAAUUUUUACUUUGAUUUGAAUGCGUUUUCAGUUUGAUCUCUAGGAAAGAAGAUGAUCCGUUUUGUGACGCGCGAGUCAGUGUUUUAUCUCGAAAUCUAUGGUGCUGGGUCUUGAACCUUUUUGUAGUUGUUUCUCAGCGUUGUUGAGUGGAAGCAAAUUCGCAGCUCCUGCAGCCUUCCCAUAUGCAAUUGCCACUUUUUGGAAUUCGCCUUUUUUCAAAAGAGAAAUGGACAAGAAAAUAAAACACGAAUACCAAUCCAAUUUUGCAAACUGAAAACAGAUUUGAUGUUCCUACCCCCCUUUUAAAUACCUCACUGUAUCGAAUGGUUUUUGGAAUUGAGACUUUGCCAAAAAGUACCUCCAGUUUUAUCCAUGCCAUUAUGACCUACUGUAUUUAAGAAUUCAAGCAAGCAAGCAAACACGUACACACAAACAAAACGCAGAAGCAAAGUCCCAACUCCACCGCAAUUAUAGAAAAUAUGUAUUUCAUUCCGCCAUACAGACUGCCUCAUGUAUAUUUAUUAAUGAUACUACUGUCUUUAAAUUUUUAUUUUGUUGAUUCGAUAGAGAAGGACAUUCACACACACAUACAUACACACACACAUACACAUGACAUGAUGUAAACAAACAGAGAAACUUCCUCAUGAAUUGAGCUGCUAUAUUAAGGAGGAGAAUUAAUUAUUAUUAUUAUUAUUAUAUAUAUAAAGAUAGGUGUUGUUCGAUUUGGAAGAAGUAAUGCCUAUAAUAGAUUUAUCGGCUGCUGCUUUUGUAAAUAUUUUUACCUUGUAGAGAUUCGCUGUAAGUGUCAUGCAAUAUGUAUGUACUCAUGAAGCACUAAGGAAACACAGCUUACAUGAGUCGGACGGUCCGGUCCGCGCCGACUCUUAACAACAACAAACAGAAAACAACUCAAAAGAUCGCAAAAGAAAGAAAGAAAGUCCCUCUCCCGAUUUUGGCUUAAUAAUAUUGCUCAAUGGCUGUAAUUUUUACAAAGGAAUUUUUGUAUCAAACAACUCAGCAAAACUGAAAUUUUAUAACAGUGUACCUUGAAUUACUGAAUAUUGUAAUAUAUUAUUAUUUGGGCGCCAACUGUUAAGAAUGACCUGAAUUUUUAAGUAAUUCCAACUUAACUACCUGUCUAUACACCGAGAGUACUUAUUUUUAGUGUACAGUUUUUACGGUUCAACGCACUACCUUUUUAAUUAUCAGUUGUGAGCACCGGUUUUAGCACAUUUGAGUCAAAAUUCGGAACUAGAGGCACAAUCUGUAGCAGGCAGCUCAAAUUCAAAGAAGGCAGCUGUUGAAAAUCGCUGGAAACCCACCAACCCACCCACCAAACCGAUUUACUUGACGACUAAAGGCUCAUUAUAGCUAGACACAAAAUCGAAUAGCCAGCAAUUUUAUUAACCGAUUGAUUCUGCGCACUUGUUAAAUUAUCUCUGGAGUCUGAAAUAUCAUAUUUGACUUUGUCAAUCGUUUCCUGAAAGUUAAAUUAGGUUAGGCAAACCGAUCCGUUGGUUGACAAUUCGAAAUUACGUUCAGAAAAUUGGUCCAAAUGUUAAAAAUCGUUUCUUAAGUGGUUUUUUAUUUUAACCUUGCCUAAAAAACGCUGGCAAGCAAUCUGAGAUGGCAGGCUGGGUAAUUCGUUCAAAUAUUUUUUGUAUCACGAAUCUAUCUAUAAUUCGCCUGGAAAAACAUUGAUUUUUAAAUGGUCCUAUCCUCAUGUUUUAAGACAAAAUUGGACAAUUUUCAGGAAAAUAAAAAUCCGAUUGAAAAAAAUUAAAAUUUGAACAAGUCUUCCGAAUUCGGCCCUCAAGAAUCGAUUGGCACUGUCAAAAAUGAAAUUCCAGUGCUAGUAUAAGUAUUCAAUCUCGAGUCUCGGUAUCGCUCGUGGAAAACAAACCGAAAUCCAAAUGAUUCCAAGAAUUUCCAAGCUUUAAACAGUGCAAAAUCGACCUCAGUUUUCUGGCUUUGAACUCGGUGUGAUUUUGGUUGAGUGCUUGAAGCAGAGGGAUACCGAGCCCGACGUGGUAGCAAUGCAUCAUCUGUGUUUCCUUGAGAACUUUCCACUGACACGACACUCACACAAACACACGACACGACCGAGAUACAUUUGUCAAUCUGGGUGUUUUUGAUAACAGUUGUUGUUAUUGAUUUGAUGGCACUCUUUUGAAAAAAUCAUUUGAAAUGCAAAUGAAGACUGCAUUUUGUACCCCAUUAUAAGAUGUGGCCCUCUUUUUGCUAAACUCAUGUAUGAAAUACCGCGUUUGAGGAACUGUAAGAAUACGAAUUGACUCGUAGACUUGAGUAGGGCAAGAUUAUACUCGCGAAAAAACAUCUCCUUAGCAGCUGAGCUUUUUCAAAUCGAAGACAAGAUUCGAUCUGAUCUCGGAAUUAAAUUUGCUGCUCCUUUGAGAAAGCUCGUCAGAAAGAAGUGCUUUAAAGUAGCCACACUCAUGUUAAAUUAACAAGCAAACAAACACACAACUACAUUACAAAGAAAAAGAUUAACGUUAAUGAAAAAUGCAUGCGUAAUGUGAAAAAAGUGUUAAGUGUAAAUACCGGUAAAUACGAGAUGAAUUACUACCCAAGGUACAAGAAAUGUGCGCCACAGAAUGAUAGUUAAAGCAGUACGCAGCAAGUGUUGACAAAUAGCAUAAAAAAAUAA
This is a messenger RNA of Cloeon dipterum, 5344 nucleotides long. Its product is annotated as activin receptor type-2A-like. The transcript is spliced from 8 exons. Lineage: Eukaryota; Metazoa; Arthropoda; Insecta; Ephemeroptera; Baetidae. The coding region runs from base 435 to 2015 and encodes 526 amino acids. Gene Ontology annotation, biological process: cellular response to growth factor stimulus; protein phosphorylation; activin receptor signaling pathway. Gene Ontology annotation, molecular function: ATP binding; activin receptor activity; activin binding. Gene Ontology annotation, cellular component: plasma membrane; activin receptor complex. The record is from RefSeq and is a predicted model, not a curated record.